AUGGGAUUACAAAAGAGCGCGCUUGUCGCCGGCGCGAGUGUGCGCGCACUGCCGCGCUGGUCUGUUAACUUCACGUCUGUCAUGGAGCUGGAAGUGGAACCGAGCGUCGUCGUGUUCACUGCGCUCGCCUUGCUGGUGGCCGCCGCUGUGCUUCUUCGCCGCCGGCGCAAAGCCGCCUCAGACGACGGGCCUACGUCCGGAUGCUUAGCGGCUCAGCUUCAGACUGUCCCAGAACCAAAAGCGGUUUCAGCAGAAGAGCCACAACCUGUCCAAGAGUCCCAGUCUUGUGCAGGAACAGUCUUUGAAACAGAUGACCACCUUACUGAACCUGUUUCUGAAUCAGUGUCUGUUCCAGAAGCAAUCUCAAUGCCAGACCCACUUUUAGAACCAACAAGACUUAAAGUUUCCGAGCUUUUUCCAGACCCUGUUAACAAAUUCCGCACUGUUAAAGAAGCAGUUUCUGAAAGCGAGCCAGUUUUAGCCUCACAUUUAGUUUCACAAACUGUCCCUCAGCCAGCCGUUGCCAGACCCGAACCAGUUCCUGUGCAAGAAACUAACCCUCAGCUAGAACCUGUACUUGAAUCACUUACAACACCAGAAGCUGUCUCUUGGCCAAAGCCCGUUUGUGAAUCACUUUUAGCCCAAGAACCUGUUCCAGAAACCGUUACGCAGCCAGAACCUGAACUUGAAAUACUUUUAGCACCAGAACCAGUUCCAGUAACUGUGACACCACCAGAACCUGUACUUGAACCACUUUCAAUACCAGAAUCUAUCCCUGAGCUAAAACCUGUUUGUGAAUCACUUUUAGCCCCCAAACCAAUUCCAGAAUCUUUAUGUGAAACACUUUUAGCACCAGAACCAGUUCCAGAAACUGUGACCCAGCCAGAACCCGUACUUUCAAUACCAGAAACGGUCUCUCAGCCAAAACCUGUUUGUGAAUCACUUUUAGCAUCAGAACCAGUUCCAGAAACUGUUACUCAGCCAGAACCUGCACGUGAAACACUUUUGGCACCAGAACCAGUUCCUGGAACUGUUACUCAGCUAGAAUCUGCUACAGUCACAUGUAGUGUUCAGGAACACGUCUCGGAAUCCACAGUAAAACCUGUUCUGGAACAAAUUUUAGAAGCGAAACAAUGCUCCCAAGCAGACCCAGAAGUAGCAGUGCUAGUUUCUGAUGCAGUAUCAGUAGCACAGGUCGUUCCAGAAGAAGAACCGUCCUCAAAACCAGUCUCAGAAGUGCAAUCGGUUAUCCAGUCAGAAUCGGCACAGAAUGAGGUCUUGCAGGUUGUGGCUGACCAGGUUUCGGUUCACCUCGAUCAAUCUGGGUUAGCACCGCUCCCAAGAUCUGACAAGGAAAACCCACUGACUUCCGAACCUGUUGCGGAGCAAGCAGUGGACGUGGACUUUAAUGGUGAGGUGGCGGCGGCAGCGGUGGAGGAGGAUAAAGUGACAUUCACGCCCGGAAAGAAAGCCAACAAAUUUGAAACGUUGAUGACCAAGGAAGAACUGGAGGAGGAGCAAAGCUAAUCUGUGACUACGAGAAAACCAAAUGGAAGAUGAGUCGACAAAACUGUGAUUAUUUUUGAAAUGCUGAAUAUGGACUCAAUGGCGGUAGGGGCGGGGGGCGUGUUGCUUCAUGGAAACAAGUAGAAGAUCCAAGUUUUCAUAUGAAGCUUCAAUAAAAUAGUUUGGGAUGACCCAUUUUAGCAUACCCUUCAAAGAGAUGUUUUGGACGUGAUUUGACAUGCACCGCAAUUACUCACUGGUUAACCAAACGUGUCCAUCUGUCUGCCAUUCGUCCAUCAUCCGUCCGUCAUUCGUCCAUCGUCCGUCCGCCAUUCGUCCAUCAUGCUGUUCCACCAGGGUACAACAGGAGCAGUUGGCAGCCAUCUUCUUGCUCCUGAGGGAGAAUGCGGAGGCUCUGGGUGAUGUGACGGAGGGUGACAUGGAAGA
Hippocampus zosterae (dwarf seahorse) is the source of this 1953-nucleotide messenger RNA. RefSeq names its product FILIA-N KH-like domain-containing protein. The coding region runs from base 1 to 1527 and encodes 508 amino acids. The transcript has 4 exons. NCBI's taxonomy places the organism in Eukaryota, Metazoa, Chordata, Actinopteri, Syngnathiformes, Syngnathidae. The record is from RefSeq and is a predicted model, not a curated record.